Messenger RNA from Saccostrea cuccullata (small rock oyster), 7160 nucleotides. RefSeq lists its product as uncharacterized. The record is from RefSeq and is a predicted model, not a curated record. NCBI's taxonomy places the organism in Eukaryota, Metazoa, Mollusca, Bivalvia, Ostreida, Ostreidae. Bases 248 to 6817 code for a protein of 2189 amino acids. Gene Ontology annotation, molecular function: protein binding. The transcript has 57 exons.
UUAAAUUGAAAUGCUGGUAAAAUGGGUAAAUCAUUGUAUUUCUAAGGCACUUCAGAUCAUGCAUUUAUGGAUUUCCAUUUAUUUCCAUUCGAAGUUUUUCUCUUAACCUUCUUUCAAUCGUCAAACCCCGUCUGCAUCUUGUCGUCAACCAACCUAUUAACAACAUGGCGGAGCAAGCUUAACAUAAACUCAUUGUCAGAAUAAACAAGGCGCAUCCAGAUAAUUUGACAAAGAUAAGGGCUUCAUCAUGCCGGGAAGAGAGUUACAGCCCAGUAACAAAAAUGGAACAGGUUCUUUUAAAUUUGGAACAAAUCGACAAGUGGAGCUCACCCUUCGCAAAGAGCUGGAUGACAUGGCAAAAAAGUCUCUGAAUGAAAUAGCUGUUAAAAGAGAAGAAAGACUUAAACUUCCACAAAGUGAAGAAACUGUCACAACAAAGAGACUCCAACCGUCAUUUGAACCAGAAAGACGCAAAGAAAAAAGGAAAACAGAGCCUGUAUUCCAUGAUGACAUUCUCGCAAAAGCAGCCAAAAAAGACCCAAAGUUUAUUUUAAAACCGGUGACAGAGCCUCCCUAUAACCCUCUUGACAAAUCUCAUAAUGUGGACCCCAAAAUCGCCAGAGUACACUCACGAAAACUGCCUUUCUGCAAAGAAACAGUUACCACAGAGGACAUGAAGAAACCAAAAUUGUCCUCUGUAGGAAUCAUACCAACUAGGUCUAGUGUCAAUGUUCCUGGUCUUAAGGUGGUUAUGGAAGGAAAGCCUGCCCUAACAUCAGAGGAUUCGGCCCUGGAACAAAUGAUGCAGGUUAACUCUCCGGCCAAUAAGAUGCGAGCUUUCACCCCAUUGACACCAGAACAGGAAACUCCCACGGAGACACCAGUCCAGACAGAGAGGGAGGAGGAAGUCGACGAUAGUGAGGAGACAGGGAAAAAGCCGGCCAUACUGAUGUCUGAGGGGACACUACAGAGGGUGGCCUUCAAAGAGAGGCCCAAACCCUCCAUCCCAUUCUCCUCUCUAAAAAGGACUCACAGGAGAGUUGUAGAAAGUGCUCUCAGUGUGGCUACCUCCCUAAAAAGUGAAAACAACCUGCUACCAGAUGAGAAUGUUUACAGUCGCUAUGACGAAGCUAUUGCAGGAAUUGACGAUGAUCUUCAGACAGCUGUCAGUCAUCAGGAAUCAAAAGAAGAGGGAGGCAGGGCUACCAGUGCUGUGUCGGCAAAAUCAACAAAAGAUCUAUUGGAGGAGGCCAAAAAAAUUACUAAGCCUGGGGCAGAGCCAAUGUGGAAAUUACAGGGCAAAAAAUCUCCACGGAAAAAGGACGGGAAAAAAGACACAAAGAAAGACAAGAAAGCUCAAGAAAAAUUGAAAAGUAAAGAGAAGGAGGAGGAGACAGAUGGGAAGCCCCGCCCACGAUCUGAACGCUCGGUAGACGAGAUCAUCGCAUCACUGAGAGCUCAGAGUUCAGGAGCUCGCACUCAGGUGUCUGAUGCUGACAGAAAAAUCCAGGAAAUAAUGGACCGAGUGAUGUCCAGGGCCAGCGCUGUACUCAGUGAUGGUAGUGAUGCACUGGAUUCCAAGAGAGAUUCCGAUUCGGAGGCCUCCCACACCCCAUUCCCAGAUGGCGCUUCACAGAGUGAUCAGGAUGAGAAGAAAGAGAUUGACGUCCCCGCUGAUAUUCCCGAGGAUGAGGAGCAGGAGGAGGGGGAAGGUUUGCAGCUUGAGGAGGGGGACAAAAUACCUCCCAGUGAGGACCUGACCUCAGAGGCCAAGACAGGAGAGGAGGAAACAAUAAUACCUGCUGUCCCUGAGCCCCAGUCCCUGCCAGCAGAGGUUCCCUCCCUACAGCUGGCUGAUGUGGGAGGAGCUGAGGAUGAGUCCUCGUCUGAGGAGGGUGAGGAGGAGGAGGUGAUAGACAUUAAACAGGCCUGGGAGGACCUCAUGGCCCCUCCUGAGGUGACCUGUGAAGAUAUCAUCAGUGUCCAGGGGAAAAACGUGGACCUGGUCAACAGACAGCCAGCCCAGGGUCCAGUGACUAACAACAUCACAGUGUACUCCAAUGCUGUGUCCUUCCUCUCCACCUGGAAACCUAUUACUCCAUCCAAAUACCAACUACCUGAGAUAGAGGAGCAGGAGAAGAAACCAGCCAAGCAUGUCCAUCAUUUCUGUACUGUGAAUAAUGAUUACCAGCUUCCUGAUGAGUAUAAACAUCUGGGAAGGAAGUACCACACUCCCAGCAAGUUUGAUUCAGCUCAGCUACCAGCCAGGUACAUAGGUGGCCCUCAGCCAGUGGAGGAGCAGGAGGAUGUGGCAUCAGAGUACUCUAGUUCUACAGCUGUACAGGAAGCUGAGGAGCGGAGACUGACAAUGGCGGCACGACGAGUCCUCGAGGAGUCCAAGGACACAGAGGAAACUCUGGAGGCCUGGCAACAGAGGGCAAAUGAAGUGUUUAAUUCUGUUCCUGUGUCAGUGGAAGGAACAAAAAUAUCAGUUAAAUCUGACGAGUCUCGCUUGUACUGGACACCCGCUCCCCCAAAGUUUGAUGUCCAGCCAGCAAAGGUUAAGGACAUUUUGUUUCCAGACUAUCAGCCGGCAUCGCUGGGACUGGAUGAUCAGGAAGUAGCGGCCACGCGACAACAGGAGGAGAUGGAAGAGAGCUCAGAAGAGGAGGAAGAAAUGGAGGUCGUGGACUCAGCUGAGGAGAGAUAUCAGGAGUUAUACAGACUCCUGAAUUUCAAGAGUACCUCUAUGGAGGACCUCUCUGACUUUGCAAAAGCUGCAAAACAAAGAGAGGAUGACAUCAAAGAUGGAAAGAUAUUCCCUUACGAAAGCAGGAAACUGUUAAAAGAAGAAAUAGAGAAACUGGAGAAAGCUGCUCCCCCACCCCUCCCUGCUGACCCAGAGCCCAGAGAGCCGACUCCUGUUGUCACCAGAACAACUGAGAUGACAGACAGUGAGAUCUUCCCUGUGUUUGUACCACUCAGGAGAAGCACGUCUGACGUGGGUCUGGCCAGGAGACUGGACGACACCUUACUGGUUCCUCAGGAUUAUAACACUGCCAUGGAGGAGAUUUCCAAUCAGAAAACUCAUGUGAGGCAAAUGAAAUUAAACAAGAAAUUGCUGGAAGCCAAGGAAAGAGAAGAGGAGAAGAGACAACAAAUCCAGAUGCAGCUAGAAAGAUUGGCAGCUGAGAGGGAAGAGACAUUUAAAGAAGAACCAAAAAAGAAAGAUGAGCCUACACCAGCAGAGCUUGCCCUUCAGGCAGGGAGGGCAUAUGUAAUCCUUCCUAAAAAGAGCAAGAAGAAGUCUAAGAGGAAGGGUCCUGUCACCAUGGAGAGAUUGGAACAGAUUGAGAGAUUUCUCCGAGCCCCUCCCAAACCUAUCCAGCGCUCUAACUCAAUGAUAAAAAUGGCUCCUCCCUUAGAGAGGGAAUUAAGGGUUCCUUCGAAAGUACGACUAGGUUCAAGAUUGAGCUUGCCAAAUCUCUUGGAUUUUGACACAUUUGCAAAGGGCAGAAAAAUGCCUCAGGAUACAGACCAGCGUGAGUGGGUCCGCGAUAUCUGGAACAUGUGGUUUGACCAGGUGUUCCCCCCCACGCCCUCCGAGUCAGAGGAGGAGGAAGUGGACUACACCCAGGACGAGGUGGUGUCCCCCACACGGGAGGAGAAGGAAAAGGAGAAAAAGAGAAAGGAUUCACUGAGCAGUUAUAUCUCUGAUGCCUUAAGUGAGAUUGAGCCUUUAGAUGACUCUGAGCAAAAUAUAGAACUUCAUCAGAUCAUACAUGAGGAGAUAGAAAAAUUAACUUCUCUGAUCGCUCAGGGAAAACCCAAAGCUUUUGAUCUUUGUAGAAGGGGAGCAUUGUAUAGAAAGGUUGGGAUGAUAAAAGCAGCUCAGAUUGACCUUGACCUGGCCAUCAAAAUGGAGCCUCUACUCCUGGAUGCCUACUGGCAUAGGCACCUGCUGUAUUUACUGAGAGACCAAAAACAACAGGCCAAAGCUGAUCUGACCUUCAUCCUCAAGUACAACACCAGACAUGGAGGGGCCUAUAGAUCUAUGGCUGAGAUUUUGAGAAAGGAGAAUAACCCUAACGAUGCAAUCAUUAAUUACUCCAUGGCAAUCAAACUGAACCCUGGCGAUCAUGAAGCCUAUUUCCAGAGAGCUGCCAUGUAUGAAAAGACUGAUAAAAUGCCCUUGGCUCUGGAUGACUACAUGAUGUGUAAGAGGAUCCUACCCACCAGAACUGAUGCCAUAUUAAAGCAUGCCAUGUACUACUUCCAACAGAAAAACUGGAAUACAGCCAUUCAGGAUUUCACUGACCUACUUAAGGUGGACCCCCUGAACUCGAUGGCUCGUAUGUAUCGAGGUCGGGCCCUGGCAGAACAGAAACAGUGGAACGCGGCGGUGGAGGAUCUGUCAGCAGCGAUCCACCUCAACCCCCAGAGCUGGCAGGCCUUCUUCUACAGAGCCUGUAUACUCAGAAAGGCGCAUCCCAAACAGGCUCUACAUGACUACAGUGUCUCUCUCCUGAUCAAUGACACGGACGAUAAUGUCAUGUCCUACCUACACCGGGGCAUUCUGUAUAACGCCAUGAACAGAUUUGAAGAUGCCAUCCCAGAUUUUGAAAGUGUGCUUAAACUUAACAAGGACAUUGCAUGUGCUCAUGUGAACCUAGGACUUAUUUACAUGAACCAUUAUGAGAAUUAUCACAGAGGCAUAAAGAAGUUUACAGCUGGUAUCAAGGUGGAUCCCACAUAUGUGAGGGCAUAUGUCUGCCGGGGGGAGGCAUACCACAAAAUCCACGAUUUGAAGGCUGCUUUGAAGGACUUCACCAGAGCCAUUCAUCUCCGUCCAGAUGUCCACCAUUACUACAUGUACAGGGGACAACUUGUUCUAGAGCUUGGGAACUUAGAGUUAGCAGCUUUCUGUGUGAGGAUGUUUGAUGUAGGCAGAGAAACCAAACAAGAGAAGCCACGACAUGCUUCAGAGAUGAGCUCUAACGCAUCACUGGGAGAGAUGCCGACACAACAAGCCGUGGUCCAGUCCUUCCUCAAGAAUUACGACAAGGCUAUAGAGGCCCUGACUGCAGCCACAAAAGUCAAACCUGUCCCCCCGCUGUUCAUGCUCCUGGGUAAGACACAGAUGCAGGCUAAGGUGUUCAAGGAUGCUAUUACCAGUUUCGACAGGGCCUUGCAACUCUACCAAGAUAGCUAUGGGAAACCAUGGCGACGUGAACCUUGGCCUGUUGAAGCCUCAGAAUGUCAUUUCCUGAUUGGCAUGUGUCACAUCGAACUGAAGAGUUACCACGAAGCUAAGGAUGCCUUCACCUCAGCUGUCAAGAUCAACCCUAACUAUGCACAGGCUCUGUACCAGAGAGGAGUGGCUAAGAUGAAACUGAGUAGUCGAGGUUUGAGUCGGGAGGGAAUCCAAGAUUUCAAUCGAGCUCUGGCUAUUAAUCCCAGAAUAUUCCAGGCCUAUCUCAGCAGAGCAUGUUAUUAUGGAAUGAAAAAAAAUUACACUAAAGCCAUUCUGAACUGUAACGAAGCAGCAAAACUCCAACCACGAAGUGUACGCUCCUAUUUGUACAGAGGGGCUCUCAAGUAUCACAUCAAGGCAUAUGACCUUGCCAUCCGUGACCUUGACAUUGCUAUUGGAAUUGACAGUACAUGUGACCUUGCAUUUUUCAACCGAGCUGUCUGCUACCAGGAAAAGAAGAAUUAUCACAAGUCACUGAAAGACUACGGCAUUGUCCUCUUACUUGGAGAUGAUGACAGACUGAAGACAAGGGUGUUGAUCAACAGAGGAUUGCUGUACUUCUCACAGAAAGACUACACCAAUGCCUUGUAUGACUUCAAAAUGGCUGCCAAACUAGACCCACAAAACUACAGGAUUCUACACACACUGGGUCUUUGUUAUCACAAGAUGGAUCGACUGAAGGAGGCAGUGGGAGUGUUCACUUCCUGUUUGGAGAGGAACCCAUUCUUUGUGGAGGGGAUCAUCGCUCGUGGUAAUGUGUACAUGGAUUAUGGUUCACCAAGAGGAAUUAUUUAUGCAAGACGGGACUAUGAGCGAGUUCUGAUGCAGAAUCCUCUCCACCUUCCGGCUCGAGUUAAUUUGGCGUACACGUUACAAGUGUCAGGAAAAUUCAUGCAUGCCUGGAGACAGUUCACAGCAGCAAUCGAGAUCAAUCCUAGAUUUAAACCAGCCCUAGAAGGUCGAUCCAUAGUGAACCUACAGAUGAGCAAUACGUUUGCAGCCUUCCAGGACAUCUGUGAGUCCAUCAGAGUGGCUCCUACUGCAGAACUGCUGACCAAUAGAGGGGUCAUUAACCAGUUCAUGAAGGAUCGAGUGAAUGCAAUGAAGGAUUACCAGAGUGCUAUCAGAAUGGACCCCACCUACUCCCUGGCUUACUUCAACGCUGCUAACGUCUACUUCCACACCAGGCACUUCAAACAGGCUCUGAACUACUACAACAGUGCUGUAGAUCACAAUCCUGCUGAUGAGUCUGCCCUCCUGAACAGAGCCAUCACAAAAGUGAUGAUGCGGGAUUCCCCGGGUGCUCUAGGGGACUUUAAGGCAGCCAUUAAACUCAGUCCACACACAGCUCACAUGUACUUCAACAGAGGGAACCUGUAUGCUUCAAUGGAGCAGUUCGAUCAAGCAGAAAAGGAUUACUCUAAAGCUCUUUCUCUGAAACCUGAUGACCCACUGGUGCUGAAGAGAAGAGCAGACGUUUUGGGCAAACUGGGAAAACGAGACGAAGCCAUUCAGGAUUACAAGCGAGCUGUGGAAAUUCAGAGUCACCUGACAGGAAACUAACUCAAAAAAAAAUGUUAAUGGAGUGCAGGCUGAUAAAAGCCGAAACAGGACACUUGUAACUAUGCUCUCAUCAUGAAAGGAAAAGAAACAUUUAUUGAAUGUGACCUAAAAGCAUUUUAUAUUCUAUUUUGAGCAUUCUACAGAAUUUGACUGACAUUUGUAGAGGUAAUGCAUGAUCCGUCCACUUGAUAGAGAUCUCAACUCAAUAAUCUGUGAUAACAAUUGUGCUUAUUUUAUUCCAGGCAUUUUUAAAAUGUGAUAUUGUUUUCUACAUUAUUUAUAUGUUAACUAAAUGUAUGGUUGUACUUUGCUUGGUUGCCAAGAAUAAAAGACAUUUGAUAAA